This is a messenger RNA of Parastagonospora nodorum SN15, 1008 nucleotides long. RefSeq lists its product as hypothetical. The transcript has a single exon. The record is from RefSeq and is a predicted model, not a curated record. NCBI's taxonomy places the organism in Eukaryota, Fungi, Ascomycota, Dothideomycetes, Pleosporales, Phaeosphaeriaceae. The coding region runs from base 1 to 1008 and encodes 335 amino acids.
AUGUCUUUCCCCACCAAUUCCCAAACGUCAAAAGUCCUUGGUGCCCUACUAGGUGUUCACGCAGGCGACUCCCUCGGCGCUACCCUCGAAUUUAUGCCUUGGUCAGAUGUCAUCGGCCAAUAUCCCAAAGGGCUGCGAGACAUCAUCGGCGGCGGCGCAUUUCGCUGGUCUGCGGGACACGCCACCGACGACACAGACCUCACGCGCGCCGUCCUGCUCGCCUACCUCGACUCCUCCAAAUCCAACGACCCUGACUUUAACAUUGCCAAAGCGUCCGCAGAGUAUUCUCUGAAGUGGCGCGAUGGCGACUGGCCGGGCCGGCGCAAAAACUCGCAUCCAGAAGACAUUGGCGGCGCGACGGAUACGGGCUUACAUAAUUACAAGAUUUCACGCGACACGACGACAUCAGGAGCUGGGCCGGACAAUGCGGGAAACGGGAGUUUGAUGCGCUGCAUACCGACGGGUUUAUUCGGCGCGAACAGUGAGGAGAGGGUGCGCGAGAGUAUGGCGAUUAGUGAGUUCACGCACGAUGAUGAGCGCUGCACGGUGGCGUGUGCGGCGUAUAAUGAGAUUGUUGCUGCGCUGGUGGAUGGCAAAAGUGUGCGCGAGGCUGUGGAGAUUGGAAAAAGCAUUGCGCUGGACUUACAUGGUGAGGACGUUGCAGCCGCGAUUUCACAAGGCGAGAAGAUGGACGUUGAGAAAAUGGCGAACGAGGGACCGGAGAACCACGGCUUCUCGCCAACAGGCUACGUCCUCGAUAGUUUGAAGGUUUCGGUCGCGGCGGUGUUGGAUACACGGGGUUUGGAAGAUGUGUUGGUGGAUGUGGUGAGGCUUGGGGGUGAUGCGGAUACGAACGGGGCGAUUGCCGGUGGGUUAUUGGGGGCGAGAGAUGGGGUUGAGGGGAUUCCGGAGAGGUGGUUGGAGGUAUUGCAGUUUCGCGAGCAGUUUGAAGAGGUGGCGAGAGAGAUUUUGAGAGUGCAGCAGGCGGGGAAGAAGCGAGGAAGAUGA